AUGGACUUCAUCUUCUUCAUCUUUAGUGGCUCGAUUGCUUGUCCUGCAAACAAUGGCACUUACCUACGGUUGUCAUGCGUCAAGAGCAUCGUUGCCGCCACCGCCAACGCGAGCACCACAGCCCGCUUCACGCUCGAGCCCCGACGGCAGCCAGAUGUGCCCGACCAGCAGGCGCCAGCUCCGCCAAAGGGGCCCGUGCCCGCUGUAGCCGCGAGCGCCGUCCCCGCGGGUCUCGGUGGCCCUGGGAAGGCUACGGAAGAUGCGGCGCAAAGGGCCAAGUCAGCGCAGCUGGACGCGGGAAAAGACGGCACCAAACGGCCUCCUCCUGCUGCUGUUCCCGCCGCUAUUUCUGUGGGGCCUAUACUAGUGCCACACGCUCCGCCCAAAGAACAAGGACCAGAAGUGAACAGAGCUCCUGACGGCCAUAUUAUCGGUCCAAGUUCUACGCGUGUUCCCCGUACACCUCCACUGAAACCGACGUUAGCAAAAGACAGUAAACCGUCUCCUACAACUUCCAAGAAGCUUGGGCCGGUAAACGUGGUAACGGCGAAGGAGGCGUCUUCAAGCAGGCCACAGUUCGCAGGUGGCAGAAUCGUUGUUAAAGGCGGCAUCACACCACAGAAUAAUGUAGUGGACAUGCCUGCUGCCUCAACUGCUCAAACAGUGGGACGUAGCUUGCCAACUCUUGCCAAUGCGGCGUCCACCAAGUUCGGCGCGGUUCCUGAAACUCAACAAAAGCCGCCUGUACUUCAUGAACCAAACGUGAAGCCUCCUACUGAUGCACUUCUACCCAAGGUUCCUCACGUUUCGCCAGCUGGUGCUUCUUCUAAAGCAGCCGCAACAGCUGACACUCUGCCGCGCGUUGAUCAGCAGGCUAAUAAUGCACCCUUUCGUGCAGUGGAUAAAAUUCAGAACCCUGCGCUAUUUCCUGAAAAACACCUGGGGCUCCCAACGAUACCGAAAGGACAAAGAUCACCACCGCGACAAGAAGCGCCUGGAGCACCACUUCGUGGCCCCCUUAUGGUGCAGGGCGCAGCCGAAGGCCUAAAAAAGGAUGGCCCGAUAAGGCAACAAGGACCGGCGUCUCCAAAGACUACAGACGCUGCUAAACCUUCGAGUAUAGGCACGCAGGACGUGCUUCAUAAAACACGACCUCGCGGCGCUCAAGUACUUCUGCGCCCUAUGGCGCCCAAGAAGGUUGAGGCAGAGCCAUUCAAAAAAGUGUUAAAUGGACAACCGAUCACUACGGAGGUAAGGGCCCUAAAUCACGACCAGAGAGUUGCUGAUGCAAAGUUGCCAAAGCCACUUGUUACCACGGCCGUGACAGUUGCGCCUACAGGAAGGCCGGGUGAAUCAGAAAAGAAAAGCACUGCCACAAAGCAAAAUGAGAAUUUGGAACUUCGGGACAAAGAAUCGCCGAAAAUAGCGUUUGGAAAAGUAAAACACGUAGCCACAGGUAGUAACAAAAAGUCUCCCGAAAGAAACAAAGAGCCCAGAGUUAUGUCCGCCAAAUCAAAACCCGAGGUCGCCCACAAGGCCUUGCCAAGCAAAGACCACGCUGAAAAGCCCGAAUGUCACACGAAGGCCAACAAGAAACGCUAUCGUGACUAUUCCAACGACUUAAGCGGUCCUUCAGAAAUCACCGUGAAGCAGCAAGAAACUCGCAUAAAAGUAGACGAAGCAAGAAUAAAGAAGGAGUAUCCCUCACAUCGUGACCAAAUACAAGCGGAUGUGAAGCAUCUUGGUGAAGCCAGGAGAACAGCGCUUGAGCCUGCAGUUGCCGACGGCAUUGGCAACGAAAAGAAAAGAAAACGGUCUGUGUAUUCGGAGGACAAAAUUGAUUAUUCUGAUACUGACGAAGCGGUAAGAACCGGGGAAGACACCUGCGACAAGAAGGCGAUGCCUCGGAAAGGAAAAGCUCCCUCUAAGAAAACUCUGCCGCAAGUAGAAUCAAGUGAAGUACCUCACCAGAAGAAACUGGCUGGCACAAAAGCAGCGGAGGCAGCGGUGAAGCCGGCUGGAGCCGUACGAGCGGUAAGGAUUCACCGGCCACCUGCGAAGAUCAACUCUACCACUAAACAAGCACGCAAAUCGGCACACCAUCAAGAAGGCGGCACAAUUCACAGAGAGGAGAGACUCGUCGAUCAGACCUCGAAGAGGGCGCAUGUUACAAAAGGUGUCACAGGAAACGCAAAGCCUGCAUCUGUCCAGACAGCGUUUCAGAAAGCACAUCAGCCACGGCGUCGUAGUACGCAUUCCGAUGUCCCGACGGUCACGGAUGUUAGUGAAAAUUCAACCGUUAGGCUUACAGAUAGCCCGUACACCCAGUCUCUUGCGCACAAUGUUGCCGAGAGAGGAGCCAGCAAAGGAACCAGCCACAAAAAGGGAACGUUGACAGCAGGUACUACCGUGGCUGGUACUACUGCCGUUCCGACUUCCAGGGUUCCCAGUACGGUUGGCAGCACUGCUCGCACCACGAUGUCCACAACCUCAGCAGCACAUACGACGCAAGGCACCACCGGAGCAGUUUCCACGGCUGGCGGUAGUGGCACUUACAGCGGCUGCGACAGCAGCAGCAGCUUGGAAUUACUGAGGAUGAUGCUCUCCAGGAACCUUCCUCAACCGCCGCCUGAAGACUCGCACACAAAGAGGCGCAUGAUCGGCGCACUGAUGGCCACGACAGCUUUGGUCCUGGCAAUCACGACAGCGUGCCUAACUAUCGCUUUUGUCGCUAGAUACGCGGUGGUGGAAUGGAACGAGGACGCCGUCAGUGUCGACGGGUAAGCCUCGCGUUACCUUUGAAUCGGCGUGGCGAGAUGUUCAGUCGCACAAAUUGUCAUAUGCUUCCUUAGAGCGGCUUCAAUCACGCGCAAUGUGCGCAUUUCCCACAACGCAACAGUAGGUGCACCUGAAAAAGAACGCACCUCCGUGCGCACACGUC
Messenger RNA from Dermacentor albipictus, 2941 nucleotides. The record is from RefSeq and is a predicted model, not a curated record. Lineage: Eukaryota; Metazoa; Arthropoda; Arachnida; Ixodida; Ixodidae.